Messenger RNA from Ctenocephalides felis (cat flea), 2360 nucleotides. RefSeq lists its product as uncharacterized. Gene Ontology annotation, molecular function: fibroblast growth factor receptor binding; transmembrane receptor protein tyrosine kinase adaptor activity. Lineage: Eukaryota; Metazoa; Arthropoda; Insecta; Siphonaptera; Pulicidae. Bases 96 to 2360 code for a protein of 754 amino acids. Gene Ontology annotation, cellular component: cytosol. The transcript is spliced from 12 exons. The record is from RefSeq and is a predicted model, not a curated record.
AUUCGGUCAGAGGUGUCAUGUCAGAAUUAUGAUAAACACAUCCUAUAAAAAAAAACUUAGAGAAAAAAGUCAGAUAAAUUUCUAUAAAGGAUAAUAUGGCACUCGAUAACCCAAGUUACUUUUCGUCCUUUGGUCUGCCAAGGAUGUCCUUGUUCAGACGCAAAAGAAAGGACUCUACUUCCAGCGAAUCUUCAGCUGCACCUUCAACUCCUGGAUAUAAUAAAACUAAUGCAUCUACUGAGUAUCUCUACGAUUCCCACUACCAACCACCAACUUUCUAUUCGAGUUCUUCAAGACGACAAAGGGCCCCUUUGGCUCGUUCAGCCCUGGCCCUUUUGACAGGUGGUGAACCCAGGCCAGAAGAUAGAGAGCCUGAUUCCAGCCUUUGGCCAAAUAGCGAUCAGGAAAGCAGUGAUGGUCGUAGAAGGGCCGGAUCUCUCCCUGGACGAAACCGAGGACGCCGACAUUCCAUCAGUUCUUUUUCCAAAAAUCGAACAACCAGCACUUCGUCUUCAGAUUAUUUGGUAACUUCAGUGCCGGAUGGGGCCCCAAAAAAAUCGGCUCCUAGGGUACCAAGAAGCCAGUUGGCCAGGAUGAUCCAAGACUCAAAGACCACUAUUGAAGACCUGCCUUUUCGACAAAGACUUAAGGCAGUGAUGGCCAAUCAUGACCCUAAUGGAAUUGUGAUGAGCAGACCUGAUGUUGUACCGAGGGACAGUUUUCGAUAUCGCCGACCUAGAGGAGCCUACGGUCGUCUAGCAAUGGACGAUAUUUUACUCUUAAGCUCUAAGGAUAGCAAUGCUGCCUCUUUAUGGGUUGACUAUUUGACCACUUGCUUUGACCACAUUACCAGGGGCAAGGCCAAUUCUGCCAAAAUCAGAGUAUUUCCAUUUUAUGCUGAAGAUUUACCAGCAACUCCUUGUCCAGAGCUGGUACGUCGAAUCAGGAGUGCCAAGUUGCUCCUAAUUGUGCUUUGUCCUCGACUUUUGCAAAGAUGCUCCGAAAAAACUGAAGACAAAUGCGAUUCCUCGAGCGAAGUCGAUUUAUGUGACGUAUCAGAUGGCAUGAACUCCUUCACAGCCAGAAUUUCUGCAGAUCGUGUAAUUGCUGCUAUGUUGGGCGUCAAAAAUGGUGAUGUCAAGGAACAACAUAAAAAAGCGUUGACUUCCUACGACCACUGGACACGCCUAGAAGUCCGUGACCAGGACCAGAAUUUUGUAGGAUGUCUCCUAAAUACAUCAAUGAGCAUCAUAGGACGUCCUGGUGGAAGUUGUGCUAAUAUCCAGGAUGACCUUCCCACAAAUCCUGGACGUGACCAAGUAGACUGCCCAAUGGUGGAUCCAAAUGAGAUGACCAUGGUGCAGGAGGAUGGUGGUAAAGCUGGAUUUAGUGUCCAGCCGAAAAAGGUUCGAUAUGGUCAAUCGCGUAUCCUGGCUUUGCUGAAUGAUCCUGUUACAUCACAAGAUUGCGUCGAAGUUUUUGUCGAAAAGAGCGAAUCUGGUGAGAUGGUGAGGGCUCAGCAAAUACGCAAACGGAAUCCUUAUACUGUCCAAUUCACAGUACCAGAUCUUUGUAUGACCGAAUCUUGUCUUCUGAGUAUUCAACUACGAAUCAACGGCAAGUCCAUGGGUUCAAGGCCGAUAAAAUGCGAGGCAAGGUGUCGGGAAUUUGAAAGAAUUCUCAGAGAAUGCCUAGAUCGUCCUGAUGGGCUCUGGGGUCUUUUGGGACUUCCUGGAAAUUUGCAAGAUCGCGAUAGAUUAGACGCUGCUUUGUGCAGAGCCUUGAGGGAAAAUAUCCCUCAGGACUUCCAACUGUUGGCUGGACCUGGUGUUGACGAUUUAGGAUGCACAGGAAUUUUACCAGAAUGUCCAUCUCUACUGCACUUUUGUGCCAGGUAUGGGUUGGAACGUACAGCCAUGCGUUUGCUGGAUUGUCCAGGAGGUGGUUUUAGUGGGACAACUUUAGAUGCAUCAGGACGUAGUCCUGCAGAACUUGCAAGUCAAAAUGGACACCAUAGACUGGCAUCUAUUCUACAAGGCUACAUGCAAAUGAAUGAACUGAGUUCCAUGUAUGCCUAUUUGAAGGGAAUCAGUGGAAACAGACGUGUCUCGUCGCGAAAUUCGGAGUCCCAAGAAGACGCAAUGGGAUAUCUGGAUAUGACAACAAAUUCCAGAAGAUCUAAAAAGGAUUCUAUAAACUUGAAUGUCGAUAACGAUAAUACAGAUGAUUCUAUGAGUGAACAGUGUUGUAGGUUGUUGGAAGAAGACGGUCCAAGGGCUACAAGUGAUGCUUUGACAUCGGAAGAGGUGGGAAAACAAUAUAUAAAUUUGUGUGGUUGUAGUUGGUGUCGAUGCUACUAA